AGCACCUGCUAGGGCGCGGAGGGCGGGGCCGAGAGCUGUACUCUGCGCGAGCGGCCGGGGUUCCAGUGAGCAAGUGCGGCGGGACGCUCCGUGCGGUUGAGCGAGCGGGCGGAGUCCUGAAGGGUUGCGGGACCUGGGCACGAUGAAACCCGAAGGGGAGCGGCCGGCGGUCGGGGUUGCGUGCGAUGGCUUCUCAGAGCUGGAGCUGCUGAAACUGCGCGCGGCGGAGCGCAUCGACGAGGCGGCUGAGCGGCUGGGGGCCCUGAGCCAAGCCAUCUGGAGCGAGCCUGAGCUGGCCUACGAGGAACACCGCGCCCACAGUGUGCUGGCGGGCUUCUUCGAGCAGGAGCCGCCGGCCGCCUCCUGGGUGGUGCAGCAGCACUAUCAGCUGCCGACCGCCUUUCGCGCAGAAUGGGAGACACCGAGUGCCACGCGGUGCGCGCUGCACUUGGGCUUCCUCUGCGAGUACGACGCGCUGCCCGGCAUCGGCCACGCCUGCGGUCACAACCUCAUAGCCGAGGUUGGGGCGGCGGCCGCUCUGGGAUUGAGGGGGGCCCUAGAGAGCUUCCCUGGGCCUCCUCCCUCGGUGAAGAUAAGUGUCCUGGGAACCCCUGCAGAAGAAGAUGGUGGAGGCAAAAUUGAUCUAAUUGAAGCAGGAGCUUUUAAAAACCUCGAUGUUGUUUUCAUGGCCCAUCCAUCCCAAGAAAAUGCUGCUUAUCUACCCGAUGUGGCCGAACAUGAUGUGACUGUGAAAUACUAUGGAAAAGCAUCUCAUGCUGCUGCUUACCCCUGGGAAGGAGUCAAUGCCUUAGAUGCUGCUGUUCUUGCCUACAACAAUUUGUCUGUGUUAAGACAGCAAAUGAAACCAACCUGGAGAGUUCAUGGUAUAAUAAAAAAUGGUGGUGUAAAACCAAAUAUCAUUCCCUCUUACUCUGAAUUAAUUUAUUACUUCCGUGCACCCUCAUUGAAAGAACUUCAAGUUUUGACCAAAAAGGCAGAAGAUUGCUUCAGAUCUGCAGCUUUGGCUACAGGGUGCACAGUAGAAAUUAAAGGUGGAGCACAUGAUUAUUACAAUGUUCUACCCAACAAGAGCCUAUGGAAAGCUUACAUGGAGAAUGGAGAAAAGCUGGGAAUAGAGUUCAUUUCAGAAGAUACAAUGCUGAAUGACACUUCAGGAUCUACCGAUUUUGGAAAUGUUUCUUUUGUGGUCCCUGGAAUUCAUCCAUAUUUUUACAUUGGAUCCAACGCCUUGAAUCAUACUGAAGAGUACACUAAAGCUGCAGGAUCACAAGAAGCUCAGUUCUACACUUUGCGAACAGCCAAGGCUCUAGCAAUGACUGCAUUGGAUGUUAUUUUUAAACCAGAAUUGCUGGAAAGAAUUAGAGAGGACUUUAAAUUAAAACUUCAGGAAGAACAAUUUUUAAAUACAGUAGAAUAAAAAGGAGACUUAGGAGUGGUUUAUGAAUCAUUAAGAAGUGAUGAUUUUUUUUCUUUAAUCUUUUUUAAUGAAGAGAACAUGCUUGUUUUUAAUCUUAAAGGAAUCAAAUUCUCCUUACCUGAUAUGUAAGAACAGGGUAUGGUGAAAACAUAUUCACUCAUAUCUAAAAUGAAAUUUUUGGGUGAAUCUAUACUUGAUGGAAUUGUGAUAUUUCAGGAGUUGAUAGGUGAUACUGCUGCUUAAGAUGGAUGGUACAUGAUGUGUCAAAAUAAUAUUGACAAAAUCUGUAUAAUAAUUUACAGAUUUAUAUAUUAUAUAUUUUAAAAGGUCCAAGAGGUUUUAAACCUUAUAUACAGAAUUGACACCCACGAAAUGGUUUUGUGGUACAGAGUAGUAAACUUAUUUAAUGUAGUUUUAAAGUUCAUGGUCUAAAUUUAGGUAAAGUUUGUUUCAAAUAUUUCUGUUUUUGCUUCAAAAAAUCUCUUCAUUUAUAAUAAAAGUAGCUUUUAAUUAGAAAUGCUUACGGGUAACAACUAGAAACUCAGAUACAAAGAAUAACUUUAGUUUUACCAUUUGAAGAAAAAUGAGAAGAAUGUUCUAGUUUUUACACAUGAUCAACUCUGGGAAGUGGCAUUAAAGUAAUUGGUAAUUCAAUAUUACAGUAAGAGGGUAAAUGUUGGAUGGUCAGGAUCGGACUCUUCCUUUAAGGCAUUUGCAUGGUAGCCCUGAGUGUUCUAGGAGAACUCCGGGAGGAGCAUUGGCUGGCACCUACUCUGCUCUCUGGAAUGUUCAGAAUCCUGCACUGCCCCUCCAGCCAGCAGCCUGCUCAGGCUCCCACUCAGAAGCCAGCUUGCCCCACCUGGCUGCACUGAAUUUUGAGCCUCCUUAAGCCUCCUGCUAGCCCAAUAUUUUUAAAAAAUUAUUACAGGUUUUCCAUGAUUCUUAUUUUAGUGUGAAUUUCUUGAACAUGCUAAAAAGAAUGUGUGAAAAAAAUAUUUGGUAAAACAGAUAUUUUAAGCUGUGAAUGCAGUAAAGCUCCAAUGUACUUUAUUUUAAAGGAAGUCCUCAGCUUUGAACAAGCAUUCCAGAAAUGGAAGGGGAAGGAGAGAAAGUGUCCAUUUGGCUUUUAUGGUAUAAUAAGCAAGUCACUUGGGCCCUCUGAGCUAUCAACUCACUUUUUGAAAAGUUAGAUCUUCUACUUACAGUCUUUUGAACCCCUAAUUCCUGCUGUAAUUAUUUAAAAUUGCAAGAGAGGUGGUUGUGUUUGGGAGAGUUAGUAGUUGAGAACUGCCUUUCUUCUGUAUAAGAGUCUGUGGGUUAUGUGCCUGAUUUUGGCAUGUAGCUGCCUUCUUUUUUUUAAAACCUGCCAAGAAUGGGUUUAUGUUUUUUAAAGGGUUGCUAAACAAAACAAAACAGAGACUAAAUAAUAUGACCUGCAAAACCUAACAUCUUUGCUGUCUGGCCUUUUACAAAAAAGGUUGCCAGCCCUGGCUGUAUAUAACAGUAAAAUAAAAUCUGUGUCUCUUUGACUUAGGUCAUAUGGUCGGAUCUUCUGGAAUAAAACUUCAUAAAGAAACCCCAUAUCUUUUAGCAAUGACUUCUAAUGCUGUGAUUAGAAAUAAUUUCUUUCUUAACCCUCACACUUCAAAGGUAUUUUCAUAAACCUUUACUUAACUGAAAUUACCAUUGGUUGGUUUUUACAACAUCAAAUUUCUAAAUAUUUUAAAAUGUAAAGAGAGAAGUGUUAACUUAUAUCUAAACAAAGUGUUCCUUUUAGAAAAGGAAAGAUUCUGUUCAUCUCCUCCUCCUUUUUUUUUUUUUUUUUUUUUUUGAGACCAGGACUCACUAACCUUGAACUUUUAGUUCUCUUGCCUCAGCCUCCCAAGUAGCUGGGUUUGAGGCAUGUAUCAUAGCACCUAGCUUUACCUCUUUAUUCUUACAAGAUGAAUGUUAAUUCUUAGGUGGUUAGCAAAUAAGACUCAUUUUUUUUUUAAAGACUGAGAGGGAGAGAGAGAGAGAGAGAGAGAGAGAGAGAGAAUUUUAAUAUUUAUUUUUUAGUUCUCGGCGGACACAACAUCUUUGUAUGUGGUGCUGAGGAUUGAACCCGGGCCGCACGCAUGCCAGGCGAGCGCGCUACCACUUGAGCCACAUCCUCAGCCCAAGACUCAUUUUUUUAAAAAAAUAUUUUGUGGUUGUAGACGGACACAAUACCUUUAUUUAUUUAUCUUUAUGUGGUGCUGAGGAUCGAACCCAGUGCCUCACCCAUGCUAGGCAAAUGCUCUACACUGAGUCACAACCCCAGCCCAAGACUCUUUUAUUUAGAAUAUUUAUAUUGUUUUUGAAGAAUGAGAUAACCAAGUUUUUGUUCAUUAGUUUCAUGACAUUUUAUUAUCACUAACACAUUCUGUGAUUAUAUAUAGUUUUCCUUCACUGCCUAUAUAUUUGAAGCUGGUGUGUGCAUAUUUUAAAUUUUAUUUUAUUUUGAUACUGGGAAUUAAACCCAGAGGUACUCUACCUUUGAGCUAUAUCCCUAGCCCCUGCCCCCUCUUUUUUUAUACCAAGGAUUGAUCCCAGGGCCAAUUAAUCACUAAGCCACAUCCUCAUCCCUUUUUAUUUUUUGAAUUUGAGACAAGACUUGCUAACUUGCUGAGGCUGACCUCGAACUUGUGAUUCUCCUCCCUCAGCCACUGGAGUAUUUAGGAUUACAGACAUGUGUCACCGUGCUUGGAUUGUUUUAAAAUUCUUAACAGUAUCUAGCAUAGUAGUUUACCUGGGAAUAUUCAGUACUUUUUGUUUUGUUUUGAUUGGAGUACUGGUGGUUGAACCCAGAGGCACCCUACCACUGAACUACAUCCCCAUACCUUUUUAAUUUUCAAAUGGGGUAUCUUUAAUUUGCUCAGGCUUCCCUUAAACAUGAUUCUCCUGCCUUCUGUCCUUUUUGAAUGAGAAAAUACUGCAUCCUUGCUUGAAAUCAUUAAAGUUUAAAAUAGCUCUGUGGAGAGAUCAUAGGUACAAAAUAUGUUUUAAUUUUGUGAACAUAGCAAUCUUUUGUACAAUCUGGAGUAGAAAUAGAUACCUUAUAUUACUUUGCUUCAGAUACAGGAAAACGAGAUUCAUUUUUGAAAAAGCUGCACUGGUUUAAUGCAAAGUUUAAAAUUAUAAGAUUUUAAAGAAUUAGUUUCUGAUCUAAAAUUAGUUUCUUGAGGUGUCUGUUUUAUGGAAAGGUCUUUUAUUGCAUGCAUUUAUAAUCUUUCAUGCUCAUACCCUACACUUUAAGCUUUUCCCUCAAAUACCAACUUUGGGCUGUGUUAAAUUAGUAUGCUUUAAAAGAUGUAAUGUAAAUUAAUGGUUUAAAUAUAAUUACAAACUGAAGAUGCUUUUGCUAUAGUGACAGUUUUAAGCAGGCUUGAAUAUGGGACCCUGUAAAACAAUUAUGUGUUAUAGGCUGAAUAUCUCUUAUCUGAAAUGCUUGGGGGCCAGAAGUGGUAUUUUGUUUUUUUGUUUUUGUUUGGUACCAAAGAUGCUUAGCCAGUGAGCCACAUUUUCAGCCGUUUUUUAUUUUUUAUUUCGAGACAAGGUCUUGCUAAGUUGCUUAAGGUGUCUCUAAAUUGAAGAGGUUGACCUUGAACUUGUGAUCUUCCUGCCUCUGUCUCCUAAAUCACUGGGAUUACAGGUGUGUGCCACCACACCCAGCCAGAAGUGUUUUGGAUUUGGGAGUUUAUUUGGAUUUUGAAAUAUUACAUAUCCAUAAUAAGAUAUCUUGGGGGAUGCCACCCAAGUUUAACCACAGAAUUUCUUCAUGUUUGCAUAUAUAUACAUACACACACACACACACACACACUUGGGCCAAAGAUAAUUUUAUAGAGUAUUUUUAGUGUGCCUGCAUUUUGACUGCAACCUGUCACAUGAAGUCAAGUGUGAAAUUUUUCACUUGUACAAUGUUGGCAUUCAGAAAGUUUGGGAUUUUGGAUCAUUUUGGGUUUUCAGAUUAGGGAUAUUCAACCUGUUUUAUUAAUUACCAAGUUGCUAUAUAAGAUUGAAUGCAGUUAGUAUUUAGCUUGUCUCUUAAAAUUUUGGGCUGCUUUUUAGUCUUGCAAAUUCUCCUUAUUUGAACCACUCAGGACAUUUUCCUCUUUUCAUUGCUUCCCUCUGUAGCACUCAGAAGUGCUGGGGCAUUUUGGAUAAACUAGAACAUUUUGUAUGUUUAUAAAUAUGUAUGUGAACUUAAAGCAUUUUGAUUUUCCACAAAGUUAUUUUCUUUGAUAUUUUAGCUUGUAAUCUUGACAUUUGAGCUCAAUAAACAUUUGUUGAAGAGUGCCUAUUUCUAAGAACUUGGUGAAAGAAUAAGACAAAGUCUCUGCUCAGAAAGCUUGCUGUUGGUGGCAAAUUCUCACUUCUUAAUUCUUUCUUCAUCUGAACAACACUGGGGCUGAAGCAACAACUGAAAGCUAUUGUCUUGGAAUUUUUUGAAAAAGUGUUUCUAAAAUAUUUUAAAAUAUCUGAGUUUCCCCAAUCUGUUUGAACAGAAGAAAUUGAUGUGCAAAAAUUUUUUUAAAAAAAGGAACGAAUGUCUUGUUUGAUAAUAUAUUCUGUAAAAAAAAAAUAUUAAAACCUUUCUGAUAGUUUUUGUGCAGUUCUAACUUUUUACCUUAAGAAGUCUUUUGGUAAAUGUCCUACAUACACCAGCCUUCGCAUUGUCAAAAUGAAUUUUCAUUAUAAGAUAAAUGUUGUCUUGGUGCUGUCUAGCAAUUUUUGUAAGGCUGCAAGCUAUGACAAAAUACUUUUUUUUUUUUUUUACUUCAAGCAUCUUGUAGUACAAUUAUGGUUGAGGGUGGUGCAUUUUGAUGUGUGAAGUUGAAAUUUUCAAGUAAGCAAUCACUCUACUACCAUCAGAUUAUGAUAAUUUUUGUAAUAUUUUAAUAUAUAUUAAAAUGUGUAUGAAAUAUAAAAUGUUAAGUAUGUUUAAUAACACUUGUUAUUUUUAAAAUGAUGUAUAUGAAAAUACAUGAAGAUAAAGCACAAUUACCCAAAUGCA
Marmota monax (woodchuck) is the source of this 6473-nucleotide messenger RNA. RefSeq names its product peptidase M20 domain containing 2 (gene Pm20d2). Gene Ontology annotation, molecular function: dipeptidase activity. The record is from RefSeq and is a predicted model, not a curated record. The transcript is spliced from 7 exons. Bases 143 to 1438 code for a protein of 431 amino acids. NCBI's taxonomy places the organism in Eukaryota, Metazoa, Chordata, Mammalia, Rodentia, Sciuridae.